Molecule: messenger RNA, 1245 nt
Organism: Rhinolophus ferrumequinum (greater horseshoe bat)
Lineage: Eukaryota; Metazoa; Chordata; Mammalia; Chiroptera; Rhinolophidae
Gene: HIGD1B
Product: HIG1 hypoxia inducible domain family member 1B
Exons: 4
Coding region: 536-835 (99 amino acids)
Biological process (GO): mitochondrial respirasome assembly
Cellular component (GO): mitochondrion
Source: RefSeq, a predicted model, not a curated record
AGGGAUGGAGGCAGGGGGUUGGUAUUUGCAAAGAACCUGGCAAGAGAUGGACCUGGAAAUGGGAGUUCAGGGACCAGAAUUUGUCCCGUUACUAUACACAAAUCCAUGUCCGAUUAUUUGAAUCUCUGGCUUUGGGGAUUGGGUAACCAUGCUGUCACCGUCUGGGAUGGCUCUGGAUCCCUGGGGCCAGAUCCCACUCUGUAGUUCCCUCAGGAACAACUGGCACAAACUCAAGGCCAGUGGGGGGUCCCAAGGCUCAAGGCCUUUUCCUCAUCUGUGGAUUUUUCCAGCUGCUUUUCUUGGCCCAAGGAUGACACCCAUAGGGAUACAGAUGAGGGAGGCGGAAGCAGAGAAAACAGUGAAGACAGAAUGAGUUGGGAAAGAGGCUGAUGUUAGGAAGAGAUGCAGAAAUGGCGCUAGUGGUCCAGCCAUCUGAGACAGGACACCUGGGGCAUCUUUUCAAGUAGCAGCUGUGUUGGGCAUGGACUGGGCUGAAGCCUAGGAGCCCCAGCUGCUCACAUCUGGAGGCAGGAUCAUGUCUACUAACAAAGGCUGGUGGGUGCCACCUGAAGGUGAGGACAGCGUGUCUGCCAAGUUCCUGAGGAAGAGCAGGGAGUCUCCGCUGGUGCCUAUAGGCCUAGGAGGCUGCCUGGUGCUGGCAGCAUACAGGAUUUACCGGCUGAAGGCUCGUGGUUCCACCAAGAUGUCCAUACACCUGAUUCAUACCCGAGUGGCAGCGCAGGCCUGUGCUGUGGGUGCAAUCAUGCUAGGUGCUGUGUAUACAAUGUACAGAGACUACAUCAAGAGAACGGCACAGGAUGCUGGAGAGAAGUAGGGUUCCUACAGCUCGGGGCAGUCAGACCCUCUCACAGCGAUGCCUGCCAUGUUCCUAAUAAAGGAGUUUUGUGGAAAAUCGGUCAGUCUGUUCUUCACUUGGGGGAGAGCAGAGUAAGGGAUUGGUAGUGGCUGGUGGGGGACUUAGAGCAAAGGGUUGGAAAUCACUUUGGGGCAAGAGAGACUCUCAGGAGGCAGACGGGGAAGUGCAGUAGACCUCGGAUCCCAGCAACCCAAGAACUCCCAAGCCAGCUCAGAUCCCACCCAGAGAAGCCUGGUAGGGGACAGGACGCCAGUGGGGAGUGGGGGCAGUGAAGAGGCCUCCGUGCUCAUGGGAACACUGAAUGAAGAGGCAGGCGUUCCUCCCACCACAGGCUGUGUCCCUGGGGACCCAGGCAGGAAGGCGGUGCA